AUGGAUGUCUCACAAGCCGUCGCCGGAUACAUCUCCAAGAUGAUGCUGUCCUCGGGCGAUGCCUCAUCCUCCAAGAUGAAGGUCCUCUUGCUAGAUAGGGAGACCAUCUCCAUCGUGUCCACGGCCAUCACACAGUCCUCGCUGCUUGAGUAUGAGGUCUACCUCAUUGACCGCCUGGACAACGCCAGCCGCGAAAAGAUGCGCCAUCUUCGCUGCAUCUGCCUGGUUCGCCCCUCGCCCGAGACCAUCCAGCUGCUCAUAGACGAGCUCCGGGACCCAAAGUACGGAGAGUACUACCUCUUCUUCACAAACGUAGCCAAAAAGUCUGCCCUGGAGCGGCUCGCCGAGGCGGACGACCAUGAAGUCGUCAAGGUUGUCCAGGAGCAUUUUGCCGACUACAUCGUCAUCAACCCCGAUCUCUUCAGUUUGAACAUGACCCUUCCGCAGCAGCGGAUAUGGGCUGGUGGCCCGGAUAAAUGGAACCCGGACUCUCUGCAGCGUUGCUCGGAAGGCCUUCUCGCCGUCCUCCUCUCCCUCAAGAAGAAGCCGCUGAUUCGAUAUCAGAAGAGCAGCCCUCUUGCUGCAAAGCUUGCCUCCGAAGUACGAUACCUCAUGACAAAGGAAGACCAGCUGUUUGAUUUCCGGAAAGUCGACACGCCUCCCAUCCUUCUCAUUCUGGAUCGCAGGGAGGACCCGGUAACACCGCUCCUGACCCAGUGGACUUACCAGGCAAUGGUUCACCAUCUUCUCGGCAUCAAGAAUGGCCGAGUUGACCUUAGCGACGUACCAGACAUCAGGCCCGAGCUCAAAGAAAUUGUUCUCUCCCAGGAUCAAGACCCCUUCUUCAAGAAGAACAUGUUUCUGAACUUUGGCGAUUUGGGCGGGACGAUCAAGGAAUAUGUUGAGCAAUACCAGUCAAAGACGAAAAACAACGCCAACAUCGAGUCAAUCUCGGAUAUGAAGCGCUUUAUCGAGGAGUAUCCGGAGUUUCGGAAGCUCUCUGGGAAUGUGAGCAAGCACGUUACGCUUGUCUCCGAGCUCAGUCGGAGAGUUGCUGCCGAGAGUCUGUUGGAAGUCAGCGAACUGGAGCAGAGCUUGGCUUGCAACGACAACCAUAACUCCGAUCUCAAGGCCGUACAAAGAAUGAUCCAAGCACCUAACAUCUCGGCGGGAAGCAAAGUUGGUGUUGUGGCUCUAUAUGCUUUGCGCUAUCAGAAACACCCCGGGAGUGCCCUUCCCAUGCUCAUGGAUCUUCUCGUAGCGGCCGGCAACGUAUCUCCGAGACAGGCUGAUCUGGUUAAGAAAGUCUUGACCUAUCACUCUUCAUUACACACCCCGGACUCCCGAACCGGCAUUACAGAUAUAUUUGACUCGGCUGGCAUCUUUUCCGGCACAGCAAACCGAUUCAAGGGCCUAAAGGGCGUCGAAAACGUUUACACGCAGCACAACUCGCUGCUAGAGGGCACCCUGCAGAACCUCAUCAAGGGCCGGCUGAAAGAGCAACAAUACCCAUUCGUGGAUGACGGCAGUUCGACCCGAGACAAGCCGCAGGACAUUAUCGUCUUCAUGGUGGGGGGAGUGACAUAUGAGGAGGCCAAGAUGAUUGCUGGAGUCAAUGCCACGAUGCCCGGCGUGCGUGUGGUUCUUGGUGGCACGACGGUUCACAACGCGACGACGUUUCUGGAGGAGGUGGAGGACGCCGUCUUGUCUUGGGCGGCCUUCGAUGUCGUCGUCAUAGGCGGUGGCCAUGCCGGUGCCGAGGCGUGCGCUGCUGCUGCGAGAGCCGGUGCGCGGACGGCGCUGGUGACACCCAAGAUGGACAACCUGGGCACAUGUUCCUGCAACCCGAGCUUCGGGGGCAUUGGCAAGGGGACCAUCAUCCGAGAGAUUGAUGCGCUGGAUGGCUUGGCGGGGAGGAUUAUUGACAAAGCGGGCGUUCAGUUUCAUCUGCUGAACCGGAGGAAGGGCCCGGCCGUCUGGGGCCCGCGAGCACAGAUUGAUCGGAACCUCUACAAAAAAUACAUGAGAAGCGAGCUCGAGUCGUACCCGAACCUGUCCAUCGUCCUCGAAAGCGUGUCGGACAUUAUCCUCUCCGAGAACGAAGGCUCAAGCGACGGCACCAAGGGCUCAAUCGCUGGUGUCCGACUGGAGAACGGCGAGAUCCUGCAGACCGGAAGAGUAGUCAUCACGACCGGAACAUUCCUGGGCGGCGAAAUCCACAUUGGGCUCGAGGCCUAUCCGGCCGGUCGCAUUGGAGAGGCGGCGACAACGGGCCUGAGCAAAUCACUACGGGAAGCUGGCUUCCAACUGGGACGGUUGAAGACGGGGACGCCUCCGCGGCUCGACAAAUCGACCAUCAACUUCGACAUACUCCAGAGGCAGUUUGGCGACGACCCUCCCGCGCCCUUCAGCUAUCUCAAUACCCAGGUCGCCGUGCAGGACCAGCUUACCUGCAGCAUAUCAUACACGAACGAGGCUUCACACAAGAUUGUCCGAGAAAACCUGGACAAGUCGAUCCACAUUCGCGAAACCGUAAGGGGCCCGAGAUACUGCCCCUCUCUCGAGUCAAAGGUCAUCCGGUUUGCGGACAAGGAGCGUCACAUCGUAUGGCUUGAACCGGAGGGCUUCGAUAACCCAAUCAUAUACCCGAACGGCCUUUCCAUGACGAUCCCCGCAGAGGCGCAAGAGCAGGUGUUGCGGUCGAUACAAGGGCUCGAGCAAGUCAAGAUGCUGCAGCCUGGCUACGGUGUCGAGUAUGACUAUGUCGACCCCCGAGGGCUAAAGUCUACUCUGGAGACGAAGGCAAUCGGCGGCCUCUAUCUGGCAGGUCAGAUCAAUGGCACCACGGGAUACGAGGAGGCUGCCGGCCAGGGCGUCAUAGCCGGUAUGAAUGCCGGACGAGCUGCCCUCGGUUUGCCUGGGGCAUCGCUAUCUCGAUCGGACGGUUACAUUGGCAUCAUGAUUGACGACCUUAUCACCAAGGGCGUCACGGAGCCUUACCGCAUGUUUACGUCCAGAAGCGAGUUCCGCAUGGCGGCCAGAGCGGACAAUGCUGACCUCCGCUUGACCGAAAAGGGACGGGAAUGGGGCGUCGUCUCGGACCACAGAUGGAGCGUCUUUUCGGAUGAGAAGCAGCAGAUUGAGGAUCUGACCAAGUCCCUGGCCGCCGUUUCCUUGGCGGCUGAUGAGUGGAGCAAGGCAGGAUUCCAGGUCAAGAAGAGCUCGCAGCGCCGGACCGGCGUCGACAUGCUGCGGCUGUCCAACACCACCGAGCGGGUGCAGCUGGACCAGCUGAGCUCCAUCGUGCCCGAAGUCAUGAACUACCCGCCGCGGAUCCGAGACAGAGUCGUCAUCGAGGCGGCGUACGCGCCGUACAUCAAGAUGCAGGCGGCCGAGCGCGGGCGGUUCGUCAACGACGAGAACAUUCGCCUGCCGCUGGACCUCGACUACGACAGCAUCCCUGGCCUGGCCUUGUCGGAAAAGGAAGUGCUGAGGAGGACGCGGCCCGAGACCCUGGCGCAGGCUCGCCGCGCAGAGGGCAUCACUCCUUCGGGGUGCAUCCGGCUGCUUGCUUACAUUCGGCGUCAGGGGUCGUCCACGGCGGCGGCGGCGGCGGCGGCGUCUCUGGGCUUGGAGGGGGCGCCAUUGGAUGUUCGCUUUUCAUCAUGA
Molecule: messenger RNA, 3669 nt
Organism: Trichoderma citrinoviride
Lineage: Eukaryota; Fungi; Ascomycota; Sordariomycetes; Hypocreales; Hypocreaceae
Product: glucose-inhibited division protein A subfamily
Exons: 4
Coding region: 1-3669 (1222 amino acids)
Biological process (GO): tRNA methylation; vesicle-mediated transport; tRNA wobble uridine modification
Cellular component (GO): cytosol
Molecular function (GO): flavin adenine dinucleotide binding
Source: RefSeq, a predicted model, not a curated record